AUGUUGUCAGGUGCCGCAGCUGAUCUGGACGAUCUUCGGACGUUAUUUCUCCUCUCCCUUCACGGCUACCGUCGAACCACGAGUAAGAAGACUUAUGACAAUGUAUCUCUGCUGGUGCGUUUGUGCUACCAGUAUGGUCUUCACCAAACUGACAACCUUGCCAAUUGCUCUUUCUACCGAGCCGGUGAGACAACAUGCGAAGAGAUCCAAGGUUGGAGAUAUCUCUGGUGGUCGAUCUUCCUGUUGGAUACUUGUUGUACUGCUAUUGCUACAACACCGUCCAACAUUGAUAGGGACAGCGUCUGUGUGGCCCUGCCCCACGGAAGCAUCGAGGAGUGGACCAGUGGAAAGGCGCUACCACGGCCCACAGGUCGUCUAUUCCUACGUGGUGAUCUUAGCACACUCGCCUAG
Exophiala aquamarina CBS 119918 is the source of this 411-nucleotide messenger RNA. RefSeq lists its product as uncharacterized. Gene Ontology annotation, cellular component: nucleus. The record is from RefSeq and is a predicted model, not a curated record. Lineage: Eukaryota; Fungi; Ascomycota; Eurotiomycetes; Chaetothyriales; Herpotrichiellaceae. Bases 1 to 411 code for a protein of 136 amino acids. The transcript has a single exon. Gene Ontology annotation, molecular function: DNA binding; zinc ion binding. Gene Ontology annotation, biological process: DNA-templated transcription.